Messenger RNA from Egretta garzetta (little egret), 3866 nucleotides. Its product is annotated as ankyrin repeat domain-containing protein 40. NCBI's taxonomy places the organism in Eukaryota, Metazoa, Chordata, Aves, Pelecaniformes, Ardeidae. Gene Ontology annotation, molecular function: protein binding. The record is from RefSeq and is a predicted model, not a curated record. Bases 1 to 1410 code for a protein of 469 amino acids. The transcript is spliced from 6 exons.
AUGCCUCGGGACCUCGGAUUUAGCUUGCUUCGGUCUGCAAAGGGACGAAUCUUCCCCUUUGAGCGCUGCCCCGCUCCCAAGAACCUCGGCAGGACCUGCUCAGCAUCUGGGGGCCGCCGGGAAGCCCAGCCCGGACGCCUUUCCACCACCUCAGAAGGGUGGGCCGUGAGGUUGGCCGAGCGAGCAGGAUUUUUUGGCACCGUGCGACGCACCUCCGAACAUCAAAGCAAAGGCAAAGGCUGCGCUGGCCACAUGCUUCGGAAGCACAUGCGUACGAGCAGGGGCAGAUUUGGGCUGAAGAGGAUCAUAAUAAAAGGAGGCCAUCCUCCUUCCCAUCCUCCUUCCACCUGUCACUCCCUGUUUUGUCUGCUCGAGACCUCUUCUGAAGUUGCUUGUGUCCACCGACACGGCCCUUCCCGACAGCAGUGGAGAAUCGCAGUUUACGCUGUAGCAAGGACCUGUUUGCACUGGGCCUGUAAGCGGAACCAUGCUCAAGUGGUCUCUUGCCUGUUGGACGCUGGUGCAGAUAAACACAUCCUCACCGCUAAAGGAGAGCUGGCUGCAGAGUUAACUUCGAAACCAGACAUCCGCAAGAUUUUGGGAGAGGAAGAAACUGAAUGUCAAGGAGUGAAGGAUUUAAAUUUGCCAAUUGUUGCAAACUACUUGGCCAACCCACCAUUCCCUUACGUUUACACUGAAGAAGGCAUUCCAGACGGCUUGGCCGAGUCCCAGAAUGAAAGUGCUUCCACCUCUUCUGCUUCCCAGUGUGAAACUAGUCCUUGUUCAUCAGCAACUCAGGUUGAAAGCAUAUGCACACCUACGUCGUGCAACAGCGAAGAUGAUUUUCCUGCACUAGACACUGCGGAACAGCUGCCCACCCCAUCAGCAGCCAUCACAGCAGCAGAACACACCGAGCCCGAGGUACCCAACGGCCCCGCUUGCCGGCCGUCCCCGCCUCGCAGCCGAGGCCUCUUCUCUCCGGUAGCAUCCACACAGGCUGCACCUCUGCAAACUGACAGUUCACCAACUGGUCCCGCACCAGCCUUUCAGCCCUUUUUCUUUACCGGAACUUUCCCAUAUAGCAUGCAAGAACUUGUGCUUAAGGUGAGAGUCCAGAACCUGAGAGACAAUGACUUCAUUGAAAUUGAACUGGACAGACAAGAACUGACCUACCAAGAUCUGCUCCGAGUGAGUUGCUGUGAACUGGGCGUUAAUCCAGAACAAGUAGAGAAGAUCAGAAAAUUACCUAAUACACUAGUAAGAAAGGACAAGGAUGUUGCCAGGCUUCAGGACUUCCAGGAGCUGGAGUUAGUUCUUGUGAAAGCCGACAGCUCUCCUUUCCGAAACACUGCAUCGACUUUGACUGAGAGACCAUGCUACAACAGCAGAGCAUCAAAGCUGACGUACUGACUCUGCUGGGUGCACCUGGAGUAUGAAAACCUGGUAAUUACACGCUGCUGCCUUUUGAAGGCAGUGACUUAAGCGUGUGUAAAAACCUUAAGUUAUUGUUAGGGUUACUAUUUUAACUAAUAGUUUAUCUUUUAUAUUUAAUAACCCCUUUGCUUUCAUUUUUUUUACUUGAUACUGUAUUCAGAUAAGGGAUACCUCAUUUGUCUACUAAAAUCACAUGCUUCCAAUGUAUGUCAAUUAAAUCUGUUGGUUGUAUUUGGCAACAGAGGGCAGGAAAGACUUAAUUAUCAAGAUGAAAAGUAUGUCGAGUGCUCCCACUCUUUGACCAAGUAAGAAUCAUGGAAAAGAGAUUCAGGAAAUGGUGUGUCUGUGCAUUUAUAUGUAUGUAUUUUUUUUUAAACUUCCUGAUUGAGUUAAAUGUCAGAGGGUAUUUGGCAUACAAUGAACAGUUGCUCUCUAAAAAUGUAGGACUUGCAAGUCCUUCAUCUCUCACCCCUUCACAAACACUUAGCAAGAUGCAUUGUCUUGCCUGCUGGGGACGGAGAUAUUUAAGGCUCUGAAGAAUUUCACUGGGAUGAGUGGAGUAACAGUGUCGAUAUUUAAAUGUUUGUUUCUUUCCUAUAUGAAUAUAUUGUAACUAACUUAAGUGAUGGCGUCCCUCUGCCUCCACAAAAAGAAAUAUGGAAGCCUCUCUUAAUUAAGGAGCAUUUAAGUCACAAAGCAGGUUAAUGUGCCCUUCUCUUUCAGGAGCUCAGGAGGGGAUCACAAAUCUGUGCCCAUGCUUUUAUUUAUUAAUAAUUUUCCUAACGAUGCAAGGGGUCGAUGCAUUACUCCCACUGGAAGUCAGGACUGUUAGAUCAGGUAACUUCCUUACGGCCCACCCUCUCAGAGCAGUUACAAGGUGUGGGGUUGGUCUCUGCUGUGGGAGGAGAAGCACAACAGUAUAUUCCUGAGGUAUCGCAACUGUAAGGAGCACACCACGGUUGUGAUCAGCCGCACUAAACUGGAAACAUACACUGCUAGCAAAUAACUAACCGGUACCUCUACACGUGGCACAGUCUACUGUCACUUUUACAGCGUCCAAAGUCUUAGCCAGAUGAGUACUAAAAGGGUUGAAUGCCUCCAGGUGCUUUCAGCUGAACUUUUUUUGGGGACCCCUCCCCACCCUAAUUCUGGUUAAGCUACAGACUGCUUAACUUGCAUUUAAGCAAGUCAUUAAUGAAAACAUCCACCUGGGGUGUUAUGAAAGGCAAAAGUCAUCAUUAAAACACACCUUUAAGUCCAAACAAAGUAUUUAAGUCGCAGCGUUGCUGGAACAUUAACAGCCAGCAGCUUUUCCUGUUAACGUGGUAGUCUGCAAAGUUGUACCUUGGGAGGCUUUUUGUUUUCUUUUGUACCAAAAACAACGAUGAUGACCUUUGCACCAAAAACCUUAAUUGGGUACAGGGGUGGGUGGAGGGGUGAGGGAGUUGGGUUUUUUUUCUGGACAUGAGCUGCUUGCCCCCCCUCCCCCCCCCAUAGUACUGAUUUCCAUUCCAUCUCUGCUUUAUGACGCUGCACUAGAGCAGAGUUUAUGCACAGCUGAUGCAGCGUUUGUUGUUGUUGAUCUGGAUUGUAAUGUUGCCAUUCAGACCAUAAAUAGUACAAUCAACGUGUUCUGGUAGGAGCAGCAUGGCUGCCUCCUGUCCUUGCUUCCUGCAGCACAGCUGCUUUAUCCUGGAAGUGGCUCCUCCAAGUGAGGUUAGUAAACGCAUGCAUGUCAGAAGAACAUAGAAACCCCUUCUGCCACAGAAGAGAUGCUUGACUCAAGAGUUCAGGAUUUUACCAAGUUACUCCAGGCUUAAAAUUCUCCCUUAGUGCAUUCAAAACCAUUCAUCCUUUCCCACUUGGUCUAUAUCCAUCUUAUCACUUAAACUCUGCUAAUGCCCUGCUCUCAAUCCUCGCCCUUCUCUCUCCAGGAGCUGGGCUACUUUAAAGCCUGAUUCAACUCCUGGUAAGCUCAAGACUGUGACACAGCAUGAAGCAAAAUUUCCUAACUGUGGCUCCGGCUUUGUUUUUAUUGUAGGAUGGGAAAGGAGUUUUUAUUUUAACAAUUGCGUAUUUAUCUUUUCAGCAUAGCUUGGAGGCUAGUUCAGAUUAUGUGCAAUAACUGUUUGAAAAACAGGAGUAGUUAAAUGGCUCAAAAUUAAGAGUACCUAAUUUCUUUUCAGGUCCUUUGUUUAGGAAAUCAGUGUAAAGACUGCCUCCACUAACUACUGACCAUUCAGCUAUAGGAGCAGCUGGUUUUAAAAAGCUUUAUUUGCUCUAGUUUCCACAAAGAAUAACUGUUAAUGUGAUAAGACUAAAACUUUAAUCAUGAUCUGACUGUAAUAAUAACAGUAAGUCUAUGCAUUCAGAGAAAUAUUUUUGUAUGUUUUAUGCAGUUUGAUAAACUCUAAGGCACACUAGUUAUGUUA